CUGUCUGGUGUUACCGAUGCUGGUUACUGGUGUACCCGGAAAGGGUCGAUUUUGUACGCAGAAAUGGUCAUAUAAUCCCGGCGCCGACGACUCUAAAACCCGCAGGAAAAACCGUAUACCGCACAUAGCAGCACGAUACACCAUAUACCGCACAUACCCCACAGUAGCCACACAAAACCACCGACGCUUGUUGACGGGCACAUUGCCUCCAAGGAUGCCAAUCUCCGACAGCCUCCUCCUCCGUAGAUCGCGGCAAAAAACCAACCGCCGUGCCCGGCCCCCGGAGGCAGGUCCUAACCACACACAACACACCUCACCCACGCACCACACGGCGGUCAUCAUGCUGGGGAAUGGCAAACAUUGCAAAGACGCGGAAGCCUUAAGGCUAGAUGUGGCGGCCAUGUUCUCGGCAGCUGGCCGUAGCUUUCAUUCCGGGAAGGGAGGCGGCAGGCAGAAGAAGUACAUCUGCAAUGGCGCCGCAGGAGGAUGCCAGGCGACCGUGCGCGCCUGCAGGCAUUGGUCGGGAGAGUUCAAGGUGACGUUCUUCAUCCCGGAACAAAACGACUGCUCUGGCGGCAAGGUCGGAGCAAAAGCGGCUGCGCUCGAGGGCUUCGCCAGUGCCGCCAUGGUCAGCAACCCGACCAUGAAGGGCACCGACCUCAAGAGGAGCCUGGUGCAGGGCACAGGACUCAGGGUCAGCUACAGCACGGCGUCACGCCUGAAGGUCGCGGCCAAGAGGGCAUCGAAGGAGCAACUGGAGCACGGGUACCGCAUCAUGGACUCGUACUGCAAGGAGCUGGUGAAGGACUGUCCGGGACCGGUUGCGGUGGUGCAGAGGGAGACUACCGGCAGGUUCCCCAGUGUUUUCGUCAUGCUCGGGCGUGCUGCUCGCGCUGCGGUGCGAAGCCCGGUGAAGGUCGUGGGGAUGGAUGGGGGACACCUCAAGGGAGAGUGGAACGGGAUGAUGCUGACGCUGACGUGCAAGGACGCCCACAACGAGAUGAUCAACGUGGCGACGGUGAUCGGACCCAAGGAGGACACGUCCCUCUACAAGACAUUGCUGCGCAACUGCAAGAACCCGAAGAUGAGGGACCUGCUGGAAGACUCGAAGACAACCUUCUUCACGGACCAGCACAAGGGGGCGACCUGUGCGCUGCGGAGAGAGGCCCCGCUGGCGCAGCACCGGUACUGCUUGAGGCACCUCAUCCUGAACUUAGAGGAGAAGAUUGGCAGCAAUGCCAACUCAUGGGUAUUCUUCGCCGCCAGAGCUCCCACGAAGAAACAAUGCGAGGACAUCCUGAAACAGCACGUUCUACCGAGCAAGCCUCGCGCCUAUGUCCAGAUCAUUGACGAUGAUUGGAAGUGGCAUGAGUGGGCUUCCUCUGGUGGGCCCCGACACCACACUCAAAGACGUUGUCACGAACAACCUUUCGGAGCAAACCAAUUCGGCGGCUGGUGUCGAGGCUAGGAAGCCACCGCCAUUGGAGCUGAUGAGGAGCAUCCUCGCUGAUACCGCCAAGAAGUUCUCCCACCGUUCCACCCUCGGCAAUGGCACAUGGACACUCUAUGCUGCCGCGACGUUCGAAUAUCAGAGGGAGAAGUCCGCCGGGGUCCUGCUGAGGUGGGGCGAGCCGGCGCAGAAAACGGAGUGGUCCUGCACAUGCGGGUUCCCCGCGAGAUUCCAGAUCCCUUGUUGCGACGUCAUUGCCGUGGCUAGAGGGUCCUGCUGAGGUGGGGCGAGCCGGGGCAGAUGACGGAGUGGUCCUGCACAUGCGGGUUCCCCGCGAGAUUCCAGAUCCCUUGUUGCGACGUCAUUGCCGUGGCUAGAGGAAUCGCUCGGUCAAGUGUUUGAUGACACAAGAAAUAAGCGGUCUACGUUCUCGUACUUCCGUNUGUCCUCUUGUCAUUGUGGCGGGUCUUUUGUUUUCUGUGUGUCUGUUCAUAUUAGUUGUUUCCUGCAUGGUUUUGUUUCUUGUUUUUUUAUCUCUUUUGUUCUGUCUUCCCCGGAUAGUGUAUUUUCUCCAUCUUUGUGGAGUACCAAGAUUGAAUCAGGGGAUGAACCACAAUAUCUGGCCUGUGAUUAUACCUUCUUUUAGGCAGUGUAGCCUGUGACCACGGGAAUCGCUCGGUCAAGUGUUUGAUGACACAAGAAAUAAGCGGUCUACGUUCUCGUACUUCCGUUUGAACGAA
Ectocarpus sp. CCAP 1310/34 is the source of this 2190-nucleotide messenger RNA. NCBI's taxonomy places the organism in Eukaryota, Phaeophyceae, Ectocarpales, Ectocarpaceae. The record is from the annotation of a GenBank genome assembly.